Molecule: messenger RNA, 3629 nt
Organism: Histoplasma capsulatum G186AR
Lineage: Eukaryota; Fungi; Ascomycota; Eurotiomycetes; Onygenales; Ajellomycetaceae
Product: cleavage and polyadenylation specificity factor subunit 2
Exons: 3
Coding region: 1-3033 (1010 amino acids)
Biological process (GO): mRNA 3'-end processing by stem-loop binding and cleavage
Cellular component (GO): mRNA cleavage and polyadenylation specificity factor complex
Molecular function (GO): RNA binding
Source: RefSeq, a predicted model, not a curated record
AUGUUUACCUUUACUCCUUUGCUUGGAGCGCAAUCAUCCGGUUCGAGAGCCGUCCAAUCGAUACUAGAGCUCGAUGGUGGAGUGAAGAUACUGGUGGAUGUUGGGUGGGAUGAGAGUUUUGAUGUAUCCGCUCUUGCGGAACUAGAAAGGCAAAUCCCUACGUUGUCGCUCGUUUUGUUAACCCACGCAACGCCCUCUCACAUUGGUGCAUUUGCGCAUUGCUGCAAAACUUUUCCUUUAUUUAAUCAGAUUCCCAUUUACGCAACCAGUCCAGUCAUUGCCCUAGGCCGCACACUUCUUCAAGACCUUUAUUCUUCCGCACCCCUUGCUGCCACCUUUUUGCCGAAAGCUACAUCGGCGGAUUCCUCUCCAUCGUCGCCAAUAUCCAGUAGAGCUGAAAAUGUAGCAGAUACUGCAAAUAUAGACCAUAACGACUCCCCUAGAAUACUUUUGCCUCCACCCACGACCGAAGAGAUUGCCCGUUAUUUCUCACUAAUCCACCCCCUGAAAUAUUCUCAGCCGCACCAACCUUUACCAUCCCCGUUUUCUCCCCCACUCAACGGCCUGACCCUCACAGCGUAUAACGCUGGUCAUACUGUUGGAGGUACCAUAUGGCAUAUUCAACAUGGUAUGGAAUCUAUUAUCUAUGCGGUCGAUUGGAACCAAGCAAGAGAGAACGUCAUUGCUGGUGCGGCCUGGUUUGGAGGAUCGGGCGCAAGUGGGACAGAAGUAGUUGAGCAGCUGAGGAAGCCGACUGCGUUUGUCUGCAGCACAAGGGGCGGGGAUAAGUUUUCCCUUUUAGGUGGGAGGAAAAAAAGGGAUGAUCUACUCAUGGAUAUGAUUCGGAACUGCUUCUCCAAGGGUGGGACGGUUCUUAUACCCACCGAUACAAGUGCUCGAGCCCUUGAGUUGGCAUAUGUUUUGGAACACGCGUGGCGAGAAUCAGCAGAGACUGCGGACGGAGAGGAUCCAUUGAAAAGCGGAGAACUUUACCUGGCUGGCAAAAAGGGUUAUGGGACAAUGCGGCUCGCUCGAAGUAUGCUUGAAUGGAUGGACGAGGGAAUUGUCCGUGAAUUCGAAGCCGGCCAUGGAGGCGAUCCUGUCGCUGCCGGUGGUAAAGGCCGUCAGGACGGCCCAAAUCAACGAACUCCGUCAGCAGCCAUGACAGACAAAAGAGGCGAUAGCUCAUUCAAAAACCUCGGUCCCUUCACAUUCAAACACCUUAAAAUUGUGGAACGCAAGGCCAAACUAGAGAAGAUACUAGGAUCAAAUACGCCUAAAGUAAUUUUAACGUCUGACACAUCACUAGAUUGGGGAUAUUCCAAGCAUGUUCUGCAGAAAAUAGCUUCAGGAUCUGAGAAUCUUGUUAUCUUGACUGAAUCAUUCUCGGUAUCUCCUAAUAAGCAGAUGGUGGAUAACUUUCGUUUUAGACCCUCUCUAGCUCAUGAAAUAUGGACAAUUUAUGAGGAGCGAAAGGAUGGGGUUUCUUCAGAAACGACUGUUAACGGGGAGCUUCUGGAGCAAGUGCACAGUGGUGGGAGGCUGCUCACUGUCACUGAUGUUGAAAAGACUCCUCUGGAUGCCAAUGAUCUGCUCGUGUAUCAGCAGUACCUUGCAACAAGGAGGCAAUUACAGAAUACUGCUCAGGGAAGGGGAGACUCUGGAUUAGAAACCACGGCUGAUGCACUUGAUGAUGGGUCCAGCUCGUCCUCAUCAGAGGACUCAGAUUCAGAACAGCAAGGAAAAGUGCUUAACUUUUCAGUUUCCCUCGCUCAUUCCAAUAAGAAUAAGCUAGGUUUAAGCGAUGCCGACCUGGGGGUGAAUAUUCUCUUACGACGGAAAAAUGUUCAUGAUUACGAUGUCCGUGGUAAAAAGGGCAGAGAACGGAUGUUUCCUUACGUUGCUUCAAGAAAACGUGGAGACGAAUACGGCGAGUUUAUACGACCAGAAGAGUACCUUAGAGCCGAGGAACGUGAAGAAGCCGAAAUACAAACAAAACGUGGGCCGGAUGGACGUAUUCAAACGAUGCCCGGUCAGAAGCGAAGAUGGGGUGAUGUUAGCGCUAACGGAAAACAACCAGCAAUCGUUCCAAAUAAACGGCAGCACAUAUCACCUGGCUCUCGGGAUUUACAUGAUGCUAGCGGAAAUUUGGUUAUUCCUGAUGGAAUCGGCGCCAACGGCACUGAAGAUGCUAGUGCGUCUGAGGAAGAAGUUGAAGAACAGCACAUCGAGGGGCCCUCGAAGGUUACAUUUACUUAUUCUACAUUGGAACUGAAUGCCCGAAUUGCCUUCGUAGAUUUCUCUGGAUUGCAUGACAAGCGUAGCUUGGAGAUGCUCAUUCCACUUAUACAACCCAGGAAAUUGAUUUUGACCGCGGGUCUCAAGGAAGAAACAGAGGCUCUUGCCGCUGAAUGUCGGAAUCUAUUAACAGCGAAGGCUGGUUUAGAGCUGGGGUCAUCCAGUCAGUCCGUUGUGGACAUCUUCACACCGGUGAUUGGUGAAACAGUGGACGCCAGUGUGGACACGAAUGCGUGGAUGGUCAAACUAAGCAGCGUUGUCGCUCUCACGGGAGAAUUACGGGGACCAGAACCGAUGGUUGCUGACGAAGAUGGGCCGGGAAUGUCUCAAAAGAAACAGAGGAUGUUCUCGGAGAAUGCUUCUAGCUCUGAGGGGAUUGAGCAAAAGCAGCUUGUGCCUAGAAAACACUCUUUCCCUCUUCUAGAUGUUCUACCGGUCAAUAUGGCUGCGGCAACAAGAUCCGUCACUCGACCGCUUCACGUUGGAGACCUUAGGCUAGCUGAUCUUCGCAAACUUAUGCAAUCCUCAGGCCACACUGCGGAAUUUCGUGGUGAAGGCACUCUUUUGAUUGAUGGGUUCGUCGCCGUCCGGAAGUCUGGGACAGGAAAAAUUGAAAUUGAAGGCGCCGCUCAAUCUGCGCUGUCGAACCGUUCAGCCUUGAAGCGCGAUGAAGGGAGCUUUCUAGCAGUGAAGAGGAAAAUUUAUGAAGGUCUGGCAAUUGUUGCUGGCGGAUAAUUUAUUUGUCAUUUCCCCUGUCAUUCCACCAACAACGUUUCCCGGGGAUUCCACUUUUUAAAAUUUUCUUGUUGCAUUGUUCCUGAUCUCGUGUGUUUGGUUGAUAUCCAAAUAAAAUUCUCACGAAAUCUAAAGAUCUUUGGCAUUGAAUUUAUUUAACAAAGUGUUUUAUUAUCUGCUGUUUUGUUGUUAUUGACUUUCUCAUUCACAGAACAAACAGGGGUUUGCACUGCUCACAAAGAGAUUUCUUUCUUGUGUCAAGCUUUACCAUUUUCACUUUUUGAUACAAGUCAAUUUGUGAGGAUAAAGAAGAUGUCUUUGCACGAUGUUUUGAUACGUGUGUGGGUGAAGCUGCCCACCGGUCAAAUAUUUGUAUUAUCACCUUUUACAUUGGUUGUGAAGUUCUGGGUGUGUUUGCAAGAGCUCAGGCAUGAUUUUCAUGCAGACUAUAAAUAUCCAUACGCUCCCUUUUGCCUGCCCCAUUUUUCUUACUUCCUCCUUGAGGUCAAGAAGAGUCGGUUCUAUAUCCAUAUAUAUAUAACACAUAGGCACGCUUCAUCUAUGCAUUGACAUCAAUAUAGGUUGGUUCCCUAGUG